Molecule: messenger RNA, 2245 nt
Organism: Pseudo-nitzschia multistriata
Lineage: Eukaryota; Bacillariophyta; Bacillariophyceae; Bacillariales; Bacillariaceae
Source: the annotation of a GenBank genome assembly
CAACCGUCUUGCAUGGUACGAUAGGAAAGAAAAGAUCCUCGGACUUCGCAACAACACAAAAACGAGGCAGGGCAGAGCAGGGCAACACGGAACAGAAAACCUUCGAACUGUAGAGUUGCGAGUACGAGUAAAGUACUACACGAACCUCUUCAAUCAAUCCAUCUUGUCCGAUUCGACUGGGAACAAUCCAAGCAGAAUCACUCCAAACAAUAUCGCAGCACUCCCGUCAGCAAAGAAACGACACGGCACCGUCGCUCGAGAAGCAGUGGAGCAACCGCAACAACUGCCCGAUUGCAACAACAACAACAACAACAACAAGAACUGUCACAACAGCAGCAUCGGCAGCAAAUACAGUACACAAGAAGAAGUACAAGAAGAAGAAGGAGAACGGACGAACACGAAACAAAAGCCAUGGCAUCGAGUCACCCGCGGUUUUGGAUGAGCCUCUCCUCGCGGUUUGGUCGGGCCGGGAAACCCCGCUCCGAGACGCUCAUGCGCCGGUUCUCGGACAGCCCCCUCCCGGCAAGGGCACAACCCCGGGCCGCUUCGAUUCUUCGGCCAAAGGCCCCCGUCACGGCCUCGGAACGCCUGGCCCUCCGCGCCGCCCGAAAGGAGCGGGCGGCCGAGUUUCUCGCCAGGGAGGGAGCGGCCGGCGGCCCCUCGCCGUCGUCCUCCUCCCCGUCCUCCCGCCGCUCCAUGGCCAACAAGUACUUUUGGUACGCGAGCGUCCUGGUGCCGUCGGGAAUCCUGGUCUGGGGAUUCGGCGAUCCGGACAGCCCGCCCGCGAAGCUCAGCCGGUGGAUCGGCCUCACCGGAUUCCUCGAGGGAUACAUCGACGACAUUGCCAGGCCGGCCCACGAAAAACUCCUUCCGGACUGGUCCCAGGUAGGUGGAUGUUGUCGCGGACGUGGACGUGGACGUAGACGCGGACAUGGACACUGUCGCGUUCUUUGGUUGCCUCGGGUGCUGGAGGACUGUUUCGUUUCUCCCUUGUCGUUUUCUUUCUUUUGUGGUCGAUGAUUCGAUGGAUCGAGGAAGGGUCCUUUGUUCUAUCACAGCAGCGAAAUGCUUCUUUGAUUGUCGAUCCGUUGUAGAUUCAUUGCAUUUCAUUUCAUUUCAUUUUGCGCUGCGUUUUGCUCACACUUGCUCCGUGAAUUUGGAACACCUCGUUGCGCGAUGCGUUCUUCGACAAUGUGGAAAUUGCCACAAACCAAACCAAAACAAACCAAAUCGCGAACCCAACCACAGAUGCCGAACGUCCCGCACGACAUCCCCAUACCCCACACCCUGGUGCUGGACCUCGAAAACACCCUCGUGAGUUCCUCGUGGGACCGCAAGCGGGGGUGGAGGCACGCCAAGCGGCCGGGGGUGGACAAGUUCCUGCUCGACAUGGCCCAGUACUACGAAAUCGUCCUCUACUCUCCCUCCAUCGACGGGAUCGCCGACCCGGUCGUCAACGAGCUGGACAAGCAGGGAUGCAUCAUGCACCGCAUCUACCGCGACGGGACCUACUACCACAACGGCGUCCACGUCAAGGACCUCAGCAAGCUCAACCGGAACAUCAACCGCAUGAUCGUCAUCGACGACGACCUUGCCGAGGUGCAGUUCCACCCCGAAAACGUGGUCAGGGUCAAGCCCUACACGGACCCGAACGACCGGACCGACAACACCCUGGCGCGGAUCACCCCCUUUCUCAUCGAGAUCGCCAGGGAAAACCACAGCAACAUACCCGAGCUGCUGGGCCAGUACAGGGGCAUGGACGCCGACGAGAUCGCCGACGAGCAGGACCGGCGCGUCUUGUACUACCGGGAGGCGAGGGAGGCCGAGAUGAGCCACGGCCUGGGAGGCCUGGCCAGGAUGGCCCGCAGGGCAACGGCGGACAUGGAGCCCGAGCUGGAAGCCCAGGACCCGGCCUUUCGGCCGCAGCUCCCGGGCGGAAGCGGCCAGCUGUCGUCGAGGGACAUUGUCGGUGCGGGGCCGCCGCAGCAGGCAAGGGCCUCUUCCGGGCUGGUCGGCUUUUUGAACCGCCGGGAGGAGGAAAAGAUGGAGGCCCAGCAGCGCAAGUUCGAGCACUGGAACGAGGUCAUGCUCCGGAAACAAAAGGAGAAGGAAGCAAGGGCCAAGGCGAAUGCGUAGGCCAAGGCACCGACGGGCACCGAGUCUCACCGCAUCGAAUCGAAUGGAAUCGAAUGGAAUCGAAUCCUACUAUACUUUUACUUUGACCACUAUUGUUAUAAGGAACUGU